Messenger RNA from Zalophus californianus (California sea lion), 2817 nucleotides. It is a transcript of the gene ZNF771, whose product is annotated as zinc finger protein 771. The coding region runs from base 358 to 1311 and encodes 317 amino acids. Gene Ontology annotation, molecular function: DNA-binding transcription factor activity, RNA polymerase II-specific; RNA polymerase II cis-regulatory region sequence-specific DNA binding. The transcript has 3 exons. NCBI's taxonomy places the organism in Eukaryota, Metazoa, Chordata, Mammalia, Carnivora, Otariidae. Gene Ontology annotation, biological process: regulation of DNA-templated transcription. The record is from RefSeq and is a predicted model, not a curated record.
AUCAAAGAUCAGGUGUGUAAAACGCUUAGCAUAAUGCUGGAGCAUUGUAGGCACACCACACAGGAAGUGGCAGCGGUAGCUUCGGUGGCUGUUGAUUUGGGAAGUACGUAUUCAAAAGGGGCAAGACAUCCCAGAGACUGGGAAGGCGACGCCUGGAAAGCAGAAAAAAUGGGAGAGGAAAAAAAGAGGGAAGGGAAGAGGUGAGCAGGCAACAGGGUCCGCCCUCCAGGCGGGGCGCCAGCGAGAGGCCCAGGCCGGGGCGGGAGCGCACGUGGCCUAUUUUGGGCGGAGCGGACGCGCCUGGUCGCAGCGGAGACCUCCGAGGCGGCCACAGGAGACGAGCCUUGAAGGACCAAGAUGCCUGGUGAACAGCAGACAGAGGAGGAGGAAGAGGAAGAGAUGCAAGAGGAGAUGGUGCUGCUGGUGAAGGGUGAGGAAGAUGAGGGUGAGGAGAAGUAUGAGGUGGUGAAACUCAAGAUCCCCAUGGACAACAAGGAGGUCCCGAGCGAGGCGCCAGCGCCGUCGGCCGACCCGGCGCGCCCACACGCGUGCCCGGACUGCGGCCGCGCCUUCGCGCGCCGCUCCACGCUGGCCAAGCACGCACGCACGCACACGGGCGAGCGGCCCUUCGCGUGCACCGAGUGCGGCCGGCGCUUCUCGCAGAAGUCGGCGCUGACCAAACACGGCCGCACGCACACGGGCGAGAGGCCCUACGAGUGCCCCGAGUGCGACAAGCGCUUCUCGGCCGCCUCGAACCUGCGGCAGCACCGGCGGCGCCACACGGGCGAGAAGCCGUACGCAUGCGCGCACUGCGGCCGCCGCUUCGCGCAGAGCUCCAACUACGCCCAGCACCUGCGCGUGCACACGGGCGAGAAGCCGUACGCGUGCCCGGACUGCGGACGCGCCUUCGGCGGCAGCUCGUGCCUGGCGCGUCACCGACGCACGCACACGGGCGAGAGGCCGUACGCAUGCGCCGACUGCGGAACGCGCUUCGCGCAGAGCUCGGCGCUGGCCAAGCACCGGCGCGUACACACGGGCGAGAAGCCGCACCGCUGCGCCGUGUGCGGCCGCCGCUUCGGCCACCGCUCCAACCUGGCGGAGCAUGCGCGCACGCACACGGGCGAGCGGCCCUACCCGUGCGCGGAGUGCGGCCGGCGCUUCCGUCUCAGUUCGCACUUCAUCCGCCACCGUCGCGCGCACAUGAGGCGCCGGCUCUAUAUCUGCGCUGGCUGCGGCCGGGACUUCAAGCUACCGCCUGGCGCCACGGCCGCCACUGCCACCGAGCGCUGCCCAGAGUGCGAGGGCAGCUGAGCCACCGUUCUUGUCGCCGCGGGGUUGCGAGCGUCCGGCUUGUGGGAGGAGUGGGGGCGGACACGCUGGGACCCUAGACCUGGGGCCGCAUUAACCAGGACCUCCCUGGCUCACCACCAGGGGCUGGGAAAGGGUGGGAUGGCAGGCCUGGCUGCCUUGGAACUGGGAGGCAGGGAGAAUCCCCUUACUGGGAACCCUGGAAACAAUGCCCACUCCCCGCUCACUACAACCCCUUGACCCGUGUUAGUGAAUAAAGUAUUAUAUCCUCGCCCCACCUGUGCCUGUGAGUGAGGCGGGGGGAAGGAGGAAAGUUGGUGUCUUAUCCAGGCUUAAGUGACUUGAAUGAGUUAUGGAGCCAAGUGGGGCAAUAGGCCCAAAGGGGUUCCCUGAACUGGCUUUUUAUGUGUGUGGGGAGUCCUCAUAACUUAAAGUCUGGAAGGGUCCACAAAUAGAGCAUAUUCUGGUCAAGCAGCCGCUGCAUUGUUCGGCGAGCAGGCAUGAAUUUCCUUCUAGGAGAGAUGGGCUGACUUCAUUUCUUAACUUGGAUGCCAGCGUUCGGUGUCAGGAGGGCACAGGAUGAGGAGCAGGACAGGAAUUGAAGUGGUGGCAAUUGUUACACCCCAAUCUGGACACGUUGAGUGUGAGGUAAACGCAGAGGAGUCAGGUGACUGGAAAUAACAGCUUGGGGAUAGCAGGUCUGGAGUGCAUGAUACCUCUUCUAGAAGAGGGUACCCAAGGAAAGUCUGUGAAAGGACAGCCAGAGCUGGAAAGAAAACAGAAGCGUCCUGUCUGGGAAAUCUAAAGGAAAGUGUUUCAUGGAGGGAGUGGUCACUCUGUUAGAUGCUGUAUCUGUAGCUCAGGGAAAGUGGUGACAGGAGGAGUGGGGGUGAAAGCCAUCCUUGAGUGGGCGAGAGUAUAAAUAGGAGAAUGAGGAAGCCGAGUGGAUGGGUGUAGACAACCCAUUUUAAGAGGCUUGGCUGUGAAAAGCAAGAGGGAAAUGGCUGGAGGUUCGUUGGGUUUGUUUGGUCAGUAGGGAAGAAACCUGAUGAUGCUUUAUAUAUGCUGGUGGCAGAGCUGACAGAAAGGAAGAGAAGUUGGUUAUAUAGAAGAGAGGGAAGGUAACUCAUCAUGGAGAGGACAUACGAUAAGAGACCAGUAAGGAUAAGGUUCCUGCUGUCACUAGUAGGGAGAGGAAAGGUGGGUUUGGGAAUACAAAGCUGAAGCAGUUCUAAUCCGCAUUUUGUUUUACCUGGCAAGUAAGAGGUCACUGGUUAAAAGGGAGUGAGGUCAUUAGUAAAAGGAAUGAGACCAGUAAAGAAGAAUGCCUCUUUAGGCUCAGAGGGGCAGCAAAAGUAGUUUGGAGGGUUUUUUCUGGCAUUACUGCACACUGAGGGAGGUAGGCCAUGGUUAUCCCCUAAAGGGAAGUGAUGUGCCUGAGGUCACACAAGGGGUAAAUCAUACGCACCCAACACCAGAGGUGCAAGUGGAAAUUGGCCUUGGGAGGAU